Molecule: messenger RNA, 1026 nt
Organism: Theileria equi strain WA
Lineage: Eukaryota; Apicomplexa; Aconoidasida; Piroplasmida; Theileriidae
Exons: 4
Coding region: 133-1026 (297 amino acids)
Source: RefSeq, a predicted model, not a curated record
AGUCUUUCUAUAAUGCAGUCGUUCACUUGGCAAUUUCUCUCUAUAGGAGCGUAGAAAUGCCUAUGAGCAGUUUAAGCCAAGCGUAUGUGGUUUAAGUACAUUUCACGUGAAAUGUCAAAUUAGCCCACAAAUAUGACAAAACUAACUGGUAUGGCCGAGAAACUUGUUGACAAAAGUGAAAACAUCGAGUGCGUGAUCUUUGGAACGUGCUGUGUCUUCACACUUUUGGUUUUUCUCGUUGUAACAAUCAAGAUCUUGAGGUCGCCGACUAAAAUACCAAAAUGCGAAUUUUUAAUCAUCCUGCUGUCAUCCAUACAGCUCUGUAUGGGUGUAUGGUACUAUACAAUAGAUGAGGUGCCAUACCUCCAAAUCCUGAACAAGGGGAUCAAGGUACUGCAGUGUGAAAUCAUCUCAUGGACUUGCAUAUUUACACUUUUAAAGAGCCGUGAGUAUGGGAAAAAGAGGUCAAAACUAUUUUUUACUCUCUUCACAAUUCUACUGUCGCUGUUUCUUGGUUACUCUGUCAUAUACAACAAUCAAUAUUUGAACCUAAAGAUGAACAUUUUCGUAUCAUUAAUGUGGUUUGCAAUGUCUUCACUGGUAUUUUAUAUCGCAAUGAUGGUUAAGAAAAGCUUUGGCAUUGCAUCCCUACUCAAGUUUGACUUCAAUGAAACUAUUGAUCUCGAACUUCAGGAGUUUAAAAGAAAUGAAGUUGUUGACAAUUUCGCAGAUUCCAAAUCUUCUCAAUUUAUGGUACUUUCAGUUAUGGAGUUUAUCACAUCAAUGGGAACUCUAACUUGGGACCUCAUUAUAUACUACUCAGUAACCAAGAAUGCCUACAACAACUACUUCGAGUUAGACAUGCCCUUUUUCAAGGAAUUUUUGUACAUUAUUUCAAACUCUCUCUUCAUUCUUAUUCCUAACUGGACAAUAUUCCUCGUAUUUUACUGGUUACAACGAAGGAAUUAUUCUAGAAUCUCAUCAACGUGGGACAUCAAUCUUUCCACUGUAAGAUCCUGCUACUAG